Messenger RNA from Pyricularia pennisetigena, 549 nucleotides. RefSeq lists its product as uncharacterized. NCBI's taxonomy places the organism in Eukaryota, Fungi, Ascomycota, Sordariomycetes, Magnaporthales, Pyriculariaceae. The transcript has 2 exons. The record is from RefSeq and is a predicted model, not a curated record. The coding region runs from base 1 to 549 and encodes 182 amino acids.
AUGCAGUUCGCCAUUCUCGCCUCUCUCUUUGCGCUGUCGUCGUCGCACGCCGCCAGCGCUCAGUUUCUUCCUGGGCUGUUCCCUUGCGGAUUCUCCGUUUGUGGCAUCGUGGUCGCGGGUCCCGGCAACACCCCGCCCAUGGCCGAGAGAAGCGCCGACUGCUCCAGCUUCUUGCUGACCACCGUCCAGUCGACAGUAACUGAAAUUUCGUCAACCUCCACUUCCGUCACCACCACCAUUCCUACGACCUUUUCGACUACGACAUUGACCACGGCCACGGCCAUAACCACCCUUGGACAGCCGGGACGUCUGGUCCGCCGCGCCACCGUAACCCCGAGUGUUCUUCCGGCCUACGCGAUCAUCUGUAACCCUUCGGCUUACAUUUCUGCUUGCGCGUGCAUGGGCGUCACUGGGAGCACGACCACCCUGGAUCCCACCACCACCACCACCUUGACAGUCUCGACAGGCACUAUCACGUCGUCGCCGACGAUCACCACCGUGGUCUCGACAAGUGUAGAAACAGCUACUUUGACUGUGACCCGUAUUUGA